ACCAAGGUAGGUUGCCUAGCGAUCCUGAGGAAGCUGAUGUGUUAUUCCCUCUCUGCAACGAAGGAUCAGGAAGUUUGUACUCUGCGUGGCUGAGAAGUUUUUCACCUACUAGAACCCGGCUAGGGUACGGGAAACAAGUGCCCUCCAAAGCUAGAGCGCGAACUGCAGCCUACGUCCCACUGCAGCUCAGAAGCAACGUCAGCAGGUGAGAAUGACAACAUUAACUCACAGAACCCGUCGAACUGAAGUAAGUAAGAGCUCUGAAAAGAAAAUAGAAAGUGAGGAAGACACUAAUCAAGAAAGGAAUCCAGAUAAUGAAGACCCUGGAGAUUCUAAGGAUAUCCGCCUCACUCUUAUGGAAGAAGUAUUGCUCCUGGGACUAAAAGAUAAAGAGGGCUACACAUCUUUCUGGAAUGAUUGUAUAUCGUCUGGGCUACGAGGAGGCAUUCUGAUAGAGCUGGCCAUGCGGGGUCGAAUCUAUCUGGAACCUCCCACGAUGCGCAAGAAGCGACUCCUAGACAGAAAGGUCCUGCUAAAGUCAGACAGCCCAACAGGUGAUGUUUUACUGGAUGAAACGCUCAAACACAUCAAAGCAACUGAGCCAACAGAAACCGUGCAGACGUGGAUCGAGCUACUCACUGGUGAGACAUGGAACCCUUUCAAAUUACAGUAUCAGCUGAGAAAUGUACGAGAACGAAUUGCCAAGAACCUGGUAGAAAAGGGUAUUCUAACCACAGAGAAGCAGAAUUUCCUGCUGUUCGACAUGACCACUCAUCCAGUGACCAAUACAACAGAGAAACAGCGACUAAUGAAAAAGCUUCAAGACAGUGUGCUGGAACGGUGGGUAAAUGACCCUCAGCGCAUGGACAGGCGAACACUGGCCCUCCUGGUACUGGCGCACUCUUCCGAUGUGCUGGAGAAUGUCUUCUCUUGUCUGACAGAUGAUAAGUAUGAUGUGGCAAUGAAUCGAACCAAGGACCUAGUAGAACUGGACCCUGAAGUGGAGGGGACAAAGCACAAUGCCACAGAGAUGAUCUGGGCUGUGCUGGCAGCCUUCAACAAAUCCUAAAGCCAGCACGGGGGGUCCUUUCCCCCCCGCUGGCUGGUGACUGUCAGAGACCCCAUCACUGAGUUUGGUGUGAUAAGAUACUGUCAUCAUUUCCCCUCUUUUUGAAUCAGACUCCUGACUUGAGGAGGACCACCUCAGGGCCUCUCCAUGGGCCAUGACCUUCUAAGCAGACUAUUUCUCCUCACUUCCACUCUGAAUGAAUGAAAGGGGUGAACCCAUACACAUCUAAUAAACAUCUCCCGUUUCUGGGUUUAGUUUUAACCAGUGUGCUUCUGGAUAAACAGGAGUUUCUAUGCGGGGAUUAGUGUUUUUCCAGCAACAAAAGGUGAAGGAAAUGAAAAGUAAACCAUAUUUAAUUUUUCCUCCCUUACUCAUGUUUUCUCAGCCUUUGUUUCUCCACCUCUGUUAAACAGUGAUGCUUUCUGAAAUCCCUGACUCUGAAUGAGAGGCAGUGGAAACAAGACGAAUUAUUGAAGCAAAUGAUUCCUGAGAUUAUAGCUUCUGCCUGUGAUUUUCUCAUAAUUAAAUAAUGAAAACACUCCAAGUUUGAUGACCCGAAUCCCUUAAUUCUCAAAGUAGAAAUGUAUUCUACACUCCUUUUUAACAGUCUUGCUGGGCAGUGGUGGCGCACGCCUGUAAUCCCAGCACUCUGGGAGGCAGAGGCAGGCAGAUUUCUGAGUUCAAGGCCAGCCUGGUCUACAGAGUGAGUUCCAGGACAGCCAGGGCUACACAGAGAAACCCUGUCUCGACAAAACCAAAUCCAAAAACCAAACAAAAAAAAAUGUAGCAGUCUUGCUCCCACAUUCAUUAAGAGUAAAUUGAAAAAGCAAUGUGUCUCAGUCACCUCCUUCACACAGCCAGCAUUAGAACCCAUAGAGAAGAGAGGCAACAUGAGACUUCACAUCUUUGAAACCAAGUAUCAGGGUAGGAUCACCUGUCAUCCUAGCACUUAGGAGAUAGUGGCAGCUAGAUUAGUGAGUUCAGGGCUAGCCUUGGCUAUAUGUGACCAUCUCUCAUUCAAAAAAGACUUUUCAUCCUUCAUUAUGUGACUGUCCUGUUUGCUCUAGACUACUUUAAAUAUUUCUACUCUGAUAAAAAUGAGGGAAUUGUAAGUUUCAAGUCCCAAAUUACAGCAUUGAAUCCCGACAAUGUAGCCAAACUUCAUAUUUUCGUAGUCCCUGUUUUUAUCUCCUACAUAAAUUGAUAAAUUUUCCCUGUAUUUAAGGGCUUUGGCAGUAAUUGUAUUACUGCCAUAUUUAAUCUAUUACUGUCUAUAUUUAAUCUAUUGACACCCUCUAAAUUGUGUCUUCUUUCAGCACAGCCAUCCUGGACAAAUCCCUUAAAAUGUUUUUGCUUCAGUAGAGAAUGUGAAGAAAUCCUAUUUAGGUGGCAGUUGAAUGUCACCAGCAGCAGAUGCAAAGCCUAGGUCCCAAGGUUGUUUAGAGGCCAGUGCUAUGUGUGCAGAUUUCAAGCACCCUGUUGACCACUGGUGGGAGACAGGCUUUCUUUGACACAGCCACGAUAGAUGACUUGGACUAACCAAAUCCUUGUAAUCAGAAAUAAAUUAGUGUAACUUCAUCUGCUCCCCUGAACUUACCUAGGUCCAUGCAAGUUCUCCAGCUCAUUGUUACUGUUUUCAUUUCCUCUGACUCUUAGGUGAGUAGAGAUAGAAGAGCUAAGCAGAGCCUCAGUCUGGCUCUCUAGAAGGGCAAAAGCCAGGCCACGAGUAAUCUAGCAGCUCAUUAUCUUCCCAUUAGAACAAUUCAUAGUGAAUUGAAACCAGGUUUUCCUUUGAAAGCUUCAGCUUGUUUGGGGAUAGAAGUUGAAUUCUUUCUUGCAACUCUCAGUGUUUAUUUUUAUAUGUCCACACAAUGAGGAUGACUUCACUUCUAAUUUGUGUAAUGUUCACUGCCAAACACUCAUUUAGUGUAUAUUGCCUUCACAUUUCUGUAUAAUAAAGAUAAUAAUUGUG
Molecule: messenger RNA, 3041 nt
Organism: Apodemus sylvaticus (European woodmouse)
Lineage: Eukaryota; Metazoa; Chordata; Mammalia; Rodentia; Muridae
Gene: Golph3l
Product: golgi phosphoprotein 3 like
Exons: 5
Coding region: 212-1069 (285 amino acids)
Biological process (GO): Golgi organization; retrograde vesicle-mediated transport, Golgi to endoplasmic reticulum; Golgi to plasma membrane protein transport
Cellular component (GO): Golgi cisterna; cytosol; trans-Golgi network
Molecular function (GO): phosphatidylinositol-4-phosphate binding
Source: RefSeq, a predicted model, not a curated record